AUGACAUCUCUAAAAGUCCUCAUCAGCGGCGGCGGAGUAGCUGGCACCUCUCUCGCAUUCUGGUUAACCAAACUCGGUCACAAUGUCACAGUCGUAGAACACUUCCCAAGUCUACGAACAACAGGCUUGCAAAUCGACGUACGAGAUCAAGGCAUCGAAGUCCUACGUCGUAUGGGACUCGAAGAAGCUUUCCGAGAACACGCCGCUCCCGAAGAAGGCAUGCAAUUCAUCGACGCCAAAGGUUGCAAGAGAGUUUAUAUGGCUGCCAACAAGACUGGAAAAGGAUCUCAGACUUUCACGUCUGAAUUUGAGAUUAUGCGAGGGGAUCUUUGUCGGCUUAUACAUGAUGCGACUAGUGGGGCGAAGUAUGUGUUUGGGACUUCUGUUCUGAGUUAUGAAGAGACGGGAGUUGGUGUGGAUGUGGUGUUCAAGGAUGGCAAGACCGAGAAUUUCGAUUUGAUGAUUGGUGCUGACGGUGUUUGGUCUUCGACUCGGAAGAUGAUGUUGGGGAAAGAAGGUGCUGCUGCGGUCUGGCACUCAAUUCAUGAGGCAGCGGCUUAUUUGACGAUCCACGACCCUAUCGAAACAGGCGGGACGUACGAUGCGGACUUUUAUAUCGCUCCCGAUAAGCGCUCCAUACUGGUGCGAAGGCACAGCCCGACAACCAAGCAACUUUACCUGCUCCUCAACAGAGACGACGAACGAUUACAGAGAGUGAAACGAGCAGAUGUCGAUGCUGAGAAGGCUGCCUUUGCUGAAAUCUUUGCUGAUGCCGGCUGGAAAGCUCCAGAACUGCUCAAGGCAAUGCAGCAAUCUGACGACUUUUACUGCGAGCGACUCGGUAUGGUAAAGAUGGAUCCGUGGUCCCAAGGACAUGUGGGUCUUUUGGGAGAUGCAGGCUACGCUCCUGGAGGAUCCGGUAUGGGAACGACAUGUGCCAUGGUUGGCGCAUAUGUACUCGCCGGCGAGAUAAGCAAGUACUGUCGAUCGAUUCCGUCUGAGAACGACUCGGACCAAGAGCACGUGCGCGAGAAGAUUCCAAAUGCCUUGAAGGCAUACGACCUGACGUUUCGACCGUUCAUGGAUAUAAUACAAAAGGGUGCUGAAGGAUCCAUAGUAUCCUGGUUGCUGCCGACGAGUCCGUUGGGUAUCGAGAUCUUCCACCUCAUUGCUGAGGUAUUCAUGUGGCUGAAGAUUGGCACUAUCUUGCAAUUUUUCAUGGUCAAGACGGAGGAGAAGUGGAACUUGCCGGAAUAUGAGGCGCUGCGAGAAGUCGAGGCUAGGAUUCGGGAGAACGAGAAGCAGUCGUGA
This is a messenger RNA of Cercospora beticola, 1311 nucleotides long. RefSeq lists its product as uncharacterized. The record is from RefSeq and is a predicted model, not a curated record. Lineage: Eukaryota; Fungi; Ascomycota; Dothideomycetes; Mycosphaerellales; Mycosphaerellaceae. Gene Ontology annotation, molecular function: FAD binding.